AUGAUGCGCAGGACGAGUAGUGAACAGAGCCAGAGCCAACUUCAGAGCCGUCGGCUGUCUUCGAACAAUCCGUUCCGCGUUGAAGCCGCUGCCCAGCAGCAACAAGUGUACCAGAGCGAUAAAGAGUUCCAAGAGUGGGUGUCGUCGAACGCGAUGCACAGUCCGUAUGGGUCACGGCCCCAUCACAGCACGUCGCUGCUGAGUUUUACGGACAGUAUUGAAGAAGAGCCCCAUGAGGAGGCAUUGAACUCGCCGCGCAAUCCUGCGGCUCAGGACCGUGCGAUCAACAGAAGCUUUAAUACUAACUAUCUCCACCUCAGUAUGACACCACCACAACGUCCAGCCUCGAAGAACCCAUUUCUCGAGGACCUCACCCCGCAAUCGGAGACUGAUGACGACUCGUCGUCCGCUCAGACCUCGACGAUUGGACACCCAACGGCACAGGAAGAAAAAGAGCGUUUGAGACGGCGCUAUCUAGAGCAGACUAACGUUGCAGAUCCCCCUCCAGCAAACGACCUGCCACCGUCGUACGACGAAGUAGCGGGCCCCAAGAAAGACAGCGCCCGUCCCCGCGAAAAAUCGUCGUCGACUUCGACAUCUUCGCGCUACAAGGAGUCCUCCACAUCCCGUUCUCACAGGCACCGUCAUCGUGAACCUUCAGAACGCUCGACACGGCGUAGCAGCCGCGAGACUGGCAGCAAUCAACAUCACUCCUCUAGUCAUCGCAAGUCUUCCAAAGACAAAAAACAAUCAUCUUCAUCCAAGCCUUUGGCCAAAAAUGUCGAUACCAUUGAUAAACUCGACGUCACGGGGCUCUUCGGGGGUGCAUUCCACCACGAUGGUCCCUUCGAUGCCUGUACUCCACACCGCAAUCGAAACACCAAAGUCGCGCCUGUAAUGGCGUUCCCAGCAGACGGGCCUAACUCUUCGAUUGCGGGUGCUGCUAACAGUAAGUCCCCUAUGAAGGAAGUAUUUGGACAAGAAUCGGUUGACGACGAUGACGCCUACUUGUACCGCAAUAAAGUUUUCAACAAGGUCAAUAACUCGUCCACCAACACCUUGGAUGCUAUCAAGCCCAACGCGCGUACCGUGACGCAGUUUGACGCCAAGGCCAAGACAGAACUGGUGCAUGGGCCCACGACAGACGGGUUGGGUUCCACUACAUUUCUGGACGGCGCGCCUGCUACGGGCGCCAAAAUAACUCACAAUCACAAUCGUCUACAUCCAAAUUAUAACAAUGACCCUUACAGGCAAGAACCUAUACAGCUCACUAAAACGCAUUCAGGACAUUUGGAAUACGAUAACGCGGAACCGGACGAGGACGUCUAUUUAGUCGGCCGUCUUGACCCCACAGCCAAGAAAUCCAGCUCCGGAAACAAAUUUAUGAGAAGGGUGAAAAGUUUAAAAGUUGGUAGAAAACCAUAA
Molecule: messenger RNA, 1425 nt
Organism: Lachancea nothofagi CBS 11611
Lineage: Eukaryota; Fungi; Ascomycota; Saccharomycetes; Saccharomycetales; Saccharomycetaceae
Source: the annotation of a GenBank genome assembly